Molecule: messenger RNA, 4469 nt
Organism: Myotis lucifugus (little brown bat)
Lineage: Eukaryota; Metazoa; Chordata; Mammalia; Chiroptera; Vespertilionidae
Gene: TCHH
Product: trichohyalin
Exons: 3
Coding region: 1-3423 (1140 amino acids)
Biological process (GO): intermediate filament organization
Molecular function (GO): calcium ion binding; transition metal ion binding
Source: RefSeq, a predicted model, not a curated record
AUGUCUGCACUUCUGAGAAGCAUCUUCGAUAUCACUGAAGUUUUCAAUCAAUAUGCCUCACAUGAUUGUGAUGGGGCAGCACUAUGCAAAAAAGACCUGAAGAACCUCCUUGAAAGGGAAUUUGGAGCUAUUCUUCGGCGACCACAUGAUCCUGAAACGGUAGAUUUGAUCCUGGAACUUCUGGAUCGCGACUGUAACGGGCUGGUAGAUUUCAACGAGUACCUCCUGUUCAUUUUCAAAGUGGCUCAAGCUUGUUACUACGCUCUGGCCGAGGCGUCCGGGCUGGAGGAGGAAGCCCCGUGCGAGGGAAAGGGGGCCCCGUUACUCGAUCGCAGGCAAGAAGACCGAAGGAGGUUUGAUCCCCGGGACAGAGAGUUGGAAGAAGAACGCUGGCAGAAGAGGCAGGAACUAGAGAGGGAGCUCGCUGAGGAAGAGGAGCAGAGGGAGAAGCUAGAGAGGCGAGAGCAGCGGCUGCAAAGGCGAGAGCAGGAAGUGCGCCGCCAGGAGGAAGAGGAGCUGCAGGAGCGCAAGGGGCGAGAAAGGCGGGAGCAGCGAGAGCUGGAGCGCGAGCGCCAGCGCCUGGAGGAGAAACUGCGGGAGCUCCAGGAAGAGGAGCAGCUACCCCGGCGGGAACGGCAGGAGCUGAGGGAGCUCCUGGAGGAGGAGAAGGAAGAGGUGGAAGAGCAGCUGCAGAGGCUUAGGCGCGGGCGCCAGGAGCCCUUGGAGCAGGAGCUGAGGCGCGAGCAGGAACCGCGCUUGGAACAGAAGCUGAGGCGGGAGCAGGAAGAGAGGCGCGAGCAGGAGCUCAGGCGGGAGCAGGAGAGGCGCGAGCAGGAGCUGAGGCGGGAGCAGGAGCUGAGGCUCGAGCAGGAAGAGAGGCGGGAGCAGGAGCUGAGGCUCGAGCAGGAAGAGAGGCUCGAGCAGGAACCGCGCUUGGAAAAGAAGCUGCGGCGGGAGCAAGAAGAGAGGCGAGAGCAGGAGCUCAGGCGGGAGCAGGAGCUGAGGCUCGAGCAAGAAGAGAGGCGAGAGCAGGAGCUCAGGCGAGAGCAACUGCUGAGGCGAGAGCAGGAACCGCGCUUGGAACAGAAGCUGAGGCGGGAGCAGGAAGAGAGGCGAGAGCAGGAGCUCAGGCGCGAGCAGGAGCCGCUCUUGGAGCAGCUGAGGCGCGAGCAGGAGCUGAGGCGAGAGCAGGAAGAGAGGCGGGAGCAGGAGCUGAGGCGAGAGCAGGAACCGCGCCUGGAAAAGAAGCUGCGGCGGGAGCAGGAAGAGAGGCGAGAGCAGGAGCUCAGGCGGGAGCAGGAACCGCGCUUGGAACAGAAGCUGAGGCGGGAGCAGGAAGAGAGGCGAGAGCAGGAGCUCAGGCGCGAGCAGGAACCGCGCUUGGAACAGAAGCUGAGGCGGGAGCAGGAAGAGAGGCGAGAGCAGCUGCUGAGGCGCGAGCAGGAACCGCGCUUGGAAAAGCUGCGGCGGGAGCAGGAAGAGAGGCGAGAGCAGGAGCUCAGGCGCGAGCAGGAACCGCGUUUGGAACAGAAGCUGAGGCGGGAGCAAGAAGAGAGGCGAGAGCAGCUGCUGAGGCGCGAGCAGGAGCUCAGGCGCGAGCAGGAACCGCGCUUGGAAAAGCUGCGGCGGGAGCAAGAAGAGAGGCGAGAGCAGCUGCUGAGGCGCGAGCGGGAACCGCGUUUGGAACAGAGGCUCAGGCGCGAGCAGGAGCCGCUCUUUGAGCAGCUGAGGCGCGAGCAGGAGGAGCGGCGAGAGCAGCAGCUGAGGCGGGAGCAGGAGUUGGCUGAGGAGGAGGCACUGCAAGAAGAGGCCCGUGAGCUGGGCGAGAGCCGUGCCCUGCGGUGGCAGCGGCAGCUGGAAAGCGAGGCCGAAGCCCGACAGAGCAAGGUCUACUCGAGGCCCCGCAGGCCCCGCAGGCAGGGGCCACUGAGGCGCCGCCAAGAGCAGGAGGAAGAGGAGGAGAGGCGGCUGCAGGAGCGCGAGCAGCGGCUGCGGGAGCGGGAGGAGGACUCCCAGCUCCUCCGACAGCAACGUGAGAGGCGGCUGCGCCAGGAGGAGGAGGAUCCCCGCCUACAGGGAUUCGAGAGGAAGCGGGAGCGGCAAUUCCUCGAGCAGGAGGAGGAGCGGCGCCAGGAGGAGCUGCUCCGCGACCAAAAAUGGAGGUGGCAACUAGAAGAGGAAAGCCAGAGGCGCCGCCACGCACUGUACUCCAAACCUGCUCUACGUGAGCAGCUGCAGCGCGAGGAGGAGCAGCUGCAGCGGGAGAAAGAGCAGCUGCUGAAGGAGGAAAGAGAGGAGAAAAGACGCCUUCAGGAAGAAGAGAGAAAGUUCCGUGAGGAGGAACAGCUCCUCCAGGAACGGGAAGAACAGCAGCUGCGCCGCCAGGAGCGCGACAGAAAACUCCGCGAGGAGGAACAGCAGCUGCGCCGCCAAGAGCUCGAGCAAGAGCUUCGCCAGGAGGAACAGCAGCUGAGCCGCCAGGAACGCGACAGAAAGCUCCGCGAGGAGGAACAGCAGCUGCGCCGCCAGGAACUCGAGCAAGAGCUUCGCCAGGAGGAACAGCAGCUGCGCCGCCAGGAGCGCGACAGAAAACUCCGUGAGGAGGAACAGCUCCUCCAGGAACCGGAAGAACAGCAGCUGCGCCGCCAAGAGCUCGAGCAAGAGCUUCGCCAGGAGGAACAGCAGCUGCGCCGCCAGGAGCGCGACAGAAAGCUCCGAGCGGAGGAACAGCUCCUCAAGGAACGGGAAGAACAGCAGCUGCGCCGCCAGGAGCGCGAGAGAAAGCUCCGAGCGGAGGAACAGCUCCUCAAGGAACAGGAAGAACAGCAGCUGCGCCGCCGGGAGCGCGACAGAAAACUCCGUGAGGAGGAACAGCAGCUGCGCCGCCAGGAGCUCGAGCAAGAGCUUCGCCAAGAGGAACAGCAGCUGCGCCGCCAGGAGCGCGACAGAAAGCUCCGAGCGGAGGAACAGCUCCUCAAGCAACGGGAAGAACAGCAGCUGCGCCGCCGGGAACUCGAACAAGAGCUUCGCCAAGAGCGCGACAGAAAGCUCCGCGAGGAGGAACAGCAGCUGCGCCGCCGGGAAGGCCAGGAACAGCUUCGCCGGGAACGCGACAGAAAGUUCCUUGAAGAUCAACAGCUCCUCCGGGAACAGGAAGAACAGCUACUACGUCGCCAAGAAGAGCAGCAGCUGCGGGAGGAGCAAGAACUGAGGCGCCGGCAGGAGCGGGAGAGGAAAUUCCGGGAAGAAGAGCAGCUCCGCCAGCUGGAAGAGGCGCAGAGGCGCGGCCGAGGCUGGGAGGAAAAAGAUAAGGGCCGGCAGCAGAUUCUGGAGUCUGGCAAGCGUCCGUUUGCCGGUGUCCCGGUGCGCUCCAGCCCUCUCUAUGAGUACAUCCAAGAGCAGAGGUCCCAAUACCGUCCUUAAGAAAUGCCGCCAUAUCCCGACACUUGCCAAAGCUUCAGCAAAGGAAAAUGGGAAACACUGGGUACCAGAUGACUCAAAUGUUUUUGGUUGUGGGAAAACUCUGUUAUGUUAGAAUGUCUUUUUUUCCAAAAUCUUAAACUAUACUCAUUUCAUGUACUUUGUACUUCUACCUUUUCGUCUUCCUCAAGUAAGUCUUUACUGCAGGAUGUCUUUGCUCUUUGGUGCAGAUGUGGUGUGCAUUUUUAAAAACAAGUCAUUUAAUUUGUUUAAGGAGUUUUGUUUGGGGAACAUGUUAAUUUACUGCUUUCAGAAGUAACAAGAAUAAUCAGAUGUGAGAGUCAAAAGAAUCGGGUCUGUUUUUUAAAUGGUUGACCUAUCUUGUGGAGAAUUUAGAUAUUUUUUAGUGUUCAAGUUGGUAUUUCUUCUUGGGCCUAAAUUACAUUUAUAUUUACCUCCAAAUAACCUUUCAUCUUUUGGGCAUAAUUAGCAUAGAUUGUGAAAGGGAACUGGAUUUUUACUGUAGGGAAACUGACUUCUACAGAAACUGACUUCUAUGUGAAAGUAGUCCAUAAUUGGAAGAAAUCUCUAUUAACAUUUAGCUUUAAAACUUAGAAUUUGAUUUUUUUUUUACACUUGACUCCAUAAACACUUAAAAAUCUCAUAAAGCAAAAGUAAGGUGUUUCUCAAAAACUCCAGAACUCAAAUUUUAAAACUGUUUUUGCUGUAAUCUAUAGUCCUCAGUUCUCUUCCCCCAAUCUUUGAUAAAUUUCAGAAUAUUACUACCUUUAUUAAUUUUACCUGAGAGGAAACCUGCUUAGGAUCCAGUAGACAUCUAUCUUCCUCUAGGGCCAAUAAGAGAUCACAGAGAGCAUUUUGGGGGAGGGGAAGGGAAAAAUUUGUAAACAGAGGGGCAAGUUCCUACAGGCCCUUAAGAAGACCCAUCAGCCCACAAUCCUUUGAAGCCUAUUGAUACUACCUUGGAGACAUUCUUGUUGAAAUAAUUGGACUGUAUUAAAAAUUAAUAAUAAAUGUUUAGCAAACAAUUA